AUGGAACAUCAGAGGAAUGGUACUUCUCAGUCUCACAAUUCAGACAAUUCUCAUCAUCUUUGCUCCGUUGAGGAAACACCCAACAGACUGCUGGUUUUAGUCUUGUGGUUAUCUUAUCUUUUAGCAGAUUGGUCCGCAAACUUUGCAAUCGGUCUCAUUGCCAAGAACCAAGGGAAAGAAAUAAAACCCGAUGAUCCUCCCCAGGAUCAGAAGCUCAUGGCGUUGUGGGCGCCGUUCUUGCUCUUGCAUCUUGGUGGACCAGACAUCAUCACUGCAUAUUCUCUCGAGGACAAUGCUCUUUGGCACAGACACUUCCUCGGCCUUGCUUUACAGGCUAUUUCAGGUGCCUAUGUGGUUAUCCAAUCUCUACCAAAUACACUUUGGGUGAUCAUACUGCUUUUGUUCAUUGCUGGGACCUUUAAGUAUCUCGAGAGGACAAUUGCAUUGUACCUCGCGAGCUCAGACAAGUUCAGAGGCUCAAUUCUCAAGGUGUCUAAAUCUGAUUCCAAUGAGACCAACCGUUCGGAGAAGGACUCGUUCCCUCCCUCUGAUAUGUCCUGGCAACGGAAUGCUAGACAACAAAGACCAUUAAAGCUUGAAAAGCCUGAAGGAGAUUUGACACAUCUCGAGAUUGUUCAGUUUGCUUUCUGGUCCUUGAACAACUUCAAGAAUCUUAUGGUCAAUAACAUCUUUAGCUCCGAGCAACGCGAUGAGAGCAGGGAAUUCUUCAAUAAAUUAAAACCCGAAGAAGCUCUGAGGAUCUUAGAAGUCGAGCUCAGCUUUAUCUAUGAAGGUAUGUACACAAAAAUCUCGGUUCUUCAUACUUGGGUAGGAGGUGUGACUCGGACCAUAGCGUUUGGGUCUCUUCUGUCAGCAUUCUGCAUCUUUCAUUAUAGACCCAAGAAGAAUCAUGAGUUUCAUGGAGCCGAUACCGUGAUCACCUACACACUGUUCUUAGUUGGAAUAGCUUUGGAUCUUGCAUCUCUCCUCAUGGUCAUGCCCUCUGACUGGACAAUCGCAGUCUUCAGUAGGCUAAACGAAGACGAGGCAGACAGCGGCUCAAUGAUAGACCCCCAACUCAACUGGUUCCUUGGUUUUAAGAGGCUGCAAUGGAAGAAGCAACAGACAAUUUAA
Molecule: messenger RNA, 1134 nt
Organism: Microthlaspi erraticum
Lineage: Eukaryota; Viridiplantae; Streptophyta; Magnoliopsida; Brassicales; Brassicaceae
Source: the annotation of a GenBank genome assembly